AUGUUACCCCAAGCAUAAUAAAACCUUAUUCCAAAGAAGAAGAUUGAACAUUAUACUUAUUUAAUGCAUGAGCAGAUUGGGCGAGGAUACAGUUCUAAGGUGUAUAAGGGGAAGGAUGAGAAUACAGGAGAAGUUGUGGCAGUAAAAGUGAUUGAUGUGAAAGCCAUCAGCAAUGAAAUCGAGAGAUAGCUCAUCAAUUAAGAGAUAAAUGCACUUAAGUUAAUAUAGUCAGUCAAUGUUAUCAAAUUGCAUGAUUAUUAUCAUACCAACAACAAUACCUACAUAAUUACUGAAUAUUGCAAUUAAGGGGAUUUAGGCAAGCUCAUCCAAUAGCAGGGCAUAAUACCUGAGGUAGAGGCCUUUAAAAUAUUGAGACAUAUUAUCAACGGAUUUAAGGAGUAAAUAAGGAAGGGUGUCAUUCACAGGGACAUCAAACCAACCAAUAUCCUGAUAAAGAAUUCAGUUCCCAAAUUGGCUGAUUAUGGUUUCUCUAAAAUGAUUAAGGCUCCCAAAGAGAAGGUAUUUUAUAAAGUGGGCACUCCUAUUUACAUGAGUCCUGAAAGUUAUUUAGAGAAUAAAUAUUCAGAGAAGACUGACAUUUGGAGCAUUGGAGUUGUCUAUUAUCAAAUGCUUUAUGGUUAAUGUCCAUGGGUAAUCAACAAUGAAAGCGAAUUUCAAGAAUCUGUAUCGCAAUUGCAUUUUAACCGAAAUGUACCCAUAUCUGAAGAGUCCAAGGAUUUCUUAAGGAGAGCCUUAUAAGUCGAUGAAAAUCAACGGUUGUCUCUGGCUGACAUUGAUUAGCAUCCGCUGUUCUUGCGUCGUAACACUACUGCUCUCAAUAAAAUGAGAGGAGCAUUGGUGAGUAAUUCAUUCAAUAAAUCAAUCACAAAUAUGAAUGUUGUCAGAGUUAAUCAAACCCAGCAAUGUACAAGGAGUGGUUCUACUUCGCAUAAGCAUUAAAAAUCUAAUCAAAUUAAGGAGAAGAUUGGAACUGUUGUAUAGCAUACAUACUAAAGCUUUCAUUAUGAAUCUCAAGCUGAAGAGGUGAUUUGUAAUUUCCUGAAUCAAUGCAAAUUUAUCUAUCGGACUUGUCAAUUGAUUGAUCAUAUCAAGUAUUUGCAAUCUCCAAGGUUGAGAGAGAAGAUUAUGGGAUAUUUUGGGAAGGAAGUGAUGGACAUAAUGAAUAAACUAAAAGAAGCAUAUGAGAAAGGAGUCAACAACAUUAAAGUGAUCAAUUUCAAUCAUUAAUUUGUGGUAGCCAUUCUAAAUAAGUAUGCAUUUAGAGAAGCCUAUUUGAAAUAUAAAGAAUUUUAUGGUAUGUCAUUGUUGGGUGACAUAUCUGCUCUAAAGGAUGUGAUUAGAGAGUUGAACCAUUAGCUUAGAAUAAACGAACAAAACGAAACUGGUAUUUUGUUACUGGAUUACCUAACCUAUUAUUACUAAGUGAUUGUAAGUAAUAAUGCUUAAUAAUUCUUGGAUGGCAAACCAAUGAAUGAAAUUACCCCUAGUCAUUAUUAAGAAAUUAGAGUGAAAAUAUAUAAUUUAGAAAUAUGA
Molecule: messenger RNA, 1554 nt
Organism: Paramecium tetraurelia
Lineage: Eukaryota; Ciliophora; Oligohymenophorea; Peniculida; Parameciidae
Exons: 3
Biological process (GO): peptidyl-serine phosphorylation; autophagosome organization; protein autophosphorylation
Cellular component (GO): autophagosome; cytoplasm
Molecular function (GO): ATP binding; protein serine/threonine kinase activity
Source: RefSeq, a predicted model, not a curated record